GGUAGAGCAGCCCUGAUUAAUGUGAUAAGGAAGCACAGAACAGAGAGAACAGUGAGAGCAGAGAUGGAGGAAGCUUUGCUGGGGAAGAAUGGAACAGGCAGAGCUGGGAAAGAAGAAGACAUGGCGGAGAUCAAGAGCGUGAAGCAGUUCGGUAUUGCAUGGGCAGAGGAGAACAAGCGUCUGUGGUACUUGGCCGGCCCCUCCAUCUUCACCUCCAUCUGUCGCUACUCCCUCGGCGCCACUACCCAAGUCUUCGCCGGCCACCUUACCACCCUCGAGCUCGACGCCGUCUCCACCGAGAACAUGGUCAUAGCCGGCCUCGCCUUCGGGAUCAUGAUGGGGAUGGGGAGCGCCCUGGAGACGCUCUGCGGGCAAGCCUACGGCGCGAAGCAGUUCCACAUGCUCGGCGUGUACAUGCAGCGUUCGUGGCUCAUCCUCCUCGCCAUGUCCGCCUGCCUCCUCCCUGUCUACCUCUUCGCAACUCCUCUCCUCCGGCUGUUCAAGCAGGACGAAGACAUCGCGGUCCUCGCCGGCCGCUUCGCCCUCUACAUGAUCCCCCAGUUGUUCGCGUACGCCCUCAAUUUCCCCAUCUCUAAGUUCCUGCAGGCGCAGAGCAAGGUCUUGGUCAUGGCCGGCAUCGCCGCCUUCGCCCUUGUCUUCCACGUCGCCCUCACUUGGCUCCUCGUCGGCUACUUCCGGCUCGGCCUCCCUGGUGCGGCGGUGUCUCUCAACUUGGCCUGGUGGACCGUGGUGGGAGGCCAGUUCGCGUAUAUCGCCAUGGGGAACUGCCCCGGCGCAUGGAACGGCUUCAGCUGGGCAGCCUUCACAGGAUUAGGCUCCUUCGUGUGGCUUUCCAUUGGAUCUGCCAUAAUGCUCUGCCUCGAGUUCUGGUACUAUAUGAUACUAAUCGUCCUAGUUGGCCAUUUGAAAGAUGCUCAAAUUGCAGUUGCUGCCGUAUCCAUCUGCAACAACAUCAAUGGGUGGGAGUUCAUGGUGUUCUUCGGCUUCAACGUAGCGAUCAGUGUGCGGAUAUCGAACGAGCUGGGAGCAGGGAGGCCUCGAGCGGCUAAGUUCUCGAUCCUUUGCGUCCUCAUCUCGUCCUUGACGCUGGGCAUCAUCUUCUUCAGCUUGGUGUUGGCUUUCAGAGAUGUCUAUGGAGUUCCCUUCACCAACAGCGCCGACGUGGUGCGCGCCGUCUCCGACCUCGCCGUCGUCUUCGCCUUCACUCUCCUCCUCAACAGCGUCCAGCCCGUGCUAUCCGGUGUUGCAGUAGGAGCAGGGUGGCAGUGGCUGGUCGCCUACGUUAACCUGGGUUGCUACUAUGGAGUUGGGAUCCCGAUAGGGGGCCUUUUGGCAUUCUAUUAUAAUUUUGGGGUUAAGGGAAUGUGGAGUGGCAUGCUGGCUGGAGUGUGCUUACAGACUGUAAUUAUAGUCGCCAUCACGGCAGGAACCAAUUGGAAAAAGGAGGCAAUGAAAGCAGGUUCUCGAAUAAGGAAGUGGGGAGGAGAAGAUGAAACAAGGGAUGGUUCUGGAGUCAUUGCGGGACCUCAAAGGCUCACAUAACCAUAUCAGAAGAAGCUCAAGGUCAAGAAGAUGCCGUGUUGUCAUUAUAACUACGUUUGAUUUGGCAUAAUAUAAUAAACAUUAUAAUGUAAUUAAAUUUAUUAUAUUUGGCAUACAUUACUAUAUGUUUGAUGAAAGAAUUGUAUUAUUCAUGUCAUCUUUAAUUAUUACAUUUUUU
Molecule: messenger RNA, 1741 nt
Organism: Zingiber officinale
Lineage: Eukaryota; Viridiplantae; Streptophyta; Magnoliopsida; Zingiberales; Zingiberaceae
Product: protein DETOXIFICATION 33-like
Exons: 8
Coding region: 64-1563 (499 amino acids)
Biological process (GO): xenobiotic detoxification by transmembrane export across the plasma membrane
Cellular component (GO): membrane
Molecular function (GO): xenobiotic transmembrane transporter activity; antiporter activity
Source: RefSeq, a predicted model, not a curated record